AUGGUCUCACAAACGCUUGUGGUAACGCCACAACACCCUGGGCGCACCGUACGCGGCUCCGAAAGCGAUAGCUCGAUUGACGAAAUCGCGGAGCAGAAACAGAAGCUAUUUGCGACCGCCCUGGGGAAGCAUGGAAAGGAUCUUGACAAUUCAGCAUCGCCGAAGCGGUGGAAAAGCUUCUGGACCUCCUUCCGCUACCUCACCAACCUGACACCCAAGGAAGUCGAUGAUUUUAUGGCGUCAUACGUCAUCUACAACCUUGAUUGGUCCGACGAACAGCAAAUGACCAAAGUGCUUGGUCCUAACUAUCAGGAGAAGGUCGGCGAUUGUUUGAAGUCAUACUAUGGCGUUUUGAACCAUUUGUGUGCCCUCGGUGAUGUCGAAAAGAUGUACAUUCCUCCAUGGAUGAGUAAAAAGGCUAGCGUUCUGGAAAACCAGAUCCUUUAUGAGCGCUCAAUUGCUCAGAACAUCGGUCUUUCGGCUGGAGACAAGGUGCUGGAUCUUGGUUGUGGUCGCGGGCGCGUCGCUGCCCAUAUGGCGCAAUACUCCGGCGCCCAAGUCACCGGCCUCAAUAUCGACCCCAACCAGGUCGCUCAGGCAAGGACUUUCAAUGAGGAGCGUGGCCUACAUAACACCUUUGUCGUUCAGGAUUUCAACAGCCUCCCGCUUCCCUUUGAGAAUGAGAGCUUCGACGCCUUUUACCAGAUCCAGGCUCUGAGUCUAUGCAAAGACCUUCCCGCGCUGUUCAGCGAAGUCUUCCGAGUCGUCAAGCCCGGCGCUAAGAUUUCUCUGCUGGAUUGGAUCAGCCUGCCUGCCUACGAGCCCACGAAUCCCGAACACGCAGAGCUUAUGCGUCGCGUCAAGCCGCUGAUCGGUGCCGUCGGCACCCCCACGCAGCAGAGUCUGGAGAAGGCGCUGACCGACUGCGGCUUCGAGAUUGUGCUUUCCGAGAAUGCCAGCAUUGACGGCCUGCAGGCCCCGCUGAUUGAUACCGUCGACCUUUAUUUCCGCACCUUGCGCCAGGUCAUCCUCGCCCUUGUCAAGCUGCACGUCCUGCCCCGCCACUUCAAGACCUUGAUCAAUCGUCUGUGCCUCGACGGCCAGGCUUUCGUCAAGAUGGAUAAUAUGCGCCUGGCUACAACAAGCUAUAGCAUCAUUGCGCGGAAGCCCAAGGCAUGA
This is a messenger RNA of Penicillium maclennaniae, 1179 nucleotides long. Its product is annotated as class I SAM-dependent methyltransferase. The record is from RefSeq and is a predicted model, not a curated record. Gene Ontology annotation, cellular component: endoplasmic reticulum. The transcript has a single exon. Bases 1 to 1179 code for a protein of 392 amino acids. Gene Ontology annotation, biological process: ergosterol biosynthetic process. Gene Ontology annotation, molecular function: sterol 24-C-methyltransferase activity. Lineage: Eukaryota; Fungi; Ascomycota; Eurotiomycetes; Eurotiales; Aspergillaceae.